This is a messenger RNA of Solea senegalensis (Senegalese sole), 2552 nucleotides long. RefSeq names its product sialoadhesin-like. Bases 115 to 2196 code for a protein of 693 amino acids. The record is from RefSeq and is a predicted model, not a curated record. The transcript has 11 exons. Lineage: Eukaryota; Metazoa; Chordata; Actinopteri; Pleuronectiformes; Soleidae.
UACUGUAUGAACAAUUGUUUGUGAUGUGACUGACUCACAUCUUGUAUCAGUGACUUGUCUGUAGAUUUGUGUUCCAUGUGUUGAGUUCACGCACAGACGAGAGCAGCAGCGACGAUGAGUGUAACGACAGCAGCCAGAGGAUUUGUUCUCUUCCUUCUCACUGUGCCAGUGAUACAAGGUCAGAAAGGUUAUGACGUUAAAUACACUUCUACUGAGAUCUGUGGCUUCAUAGGAUCAACAGUGGACAUAAGCUGCACCUACACAUACCCACGCAGAGUGGGUGACCGUGACACCACAGUUCAGGAAUCAUUCUGGUUCAUCAGAGAAAGUGAUGGGAUUCAUGCUGAUCUGAAAUCAGAUCCAGAUUAUUCAGGUCGUGUGGAGUAUGUGUGUGACAACAACAGAUGCACUCUGACAAUCAAAGACCUGAGAGAGAGCGACGCAGCUCUGUACAAGUUCAGGUUCAUAACAAACCAGCCUAGAGGGAGUUUUACUGGUUCACCUGGAGUCACUCUGUCUGUCACAGAUUUACAGGUGCAGGUGGACACAUUAAUGACACAUAAUGAUUUAUAUUACUUCUAUAUUCAUGCAAAGCUCACAUGUCAGAGCAGUUGUCUCCCUGAUCAUUCGUCAUUCAUCUGGUAUGAAGGUCAAUCGAAGGCGACGGAAGGAGCGACUUAUUCAGCUCGUUUUUACUCUUCAGACAGUAUUUCCUGUGCCGUGAAAGGACAUGAGAGUUUUCACUCUCCAUCAGUGUUGAUAUGGAGUCAGAAAGGUUAUGAUGUUAAAUACACUUCUACUGAGAUCUGUGGCUUCAGAGGAUCAACAGUGGACAUAAGCUGCACCUACACAUACCCACGCAGAGUGGAUUACCAGGACACCACAGUUCAGGAAACAUUCUGGUUCAUCAAAGAAAGCAAUGGGAUUCAUGCUGAUCUGAAAUCAGAGCCGGAUUAUUCAGGUCGUGUGGAGUAUCUGUGUGACAACAACAGAUGCACUCUGACAAUCAAAGACCUGAGAGAGAGCGACGCAGCUCUGUACAAGGUCAGGAUCAUAACAAACCAGCCUAGAGGGAGUUUUACUGGUUCACCUGGAGUCACUCUGUCUGUCAGAGACCCACAGCUCCAGAUUAAUGUGAGAUCACUUGCUCACCAUUCUCCCUGGAAAGAGCUGACAUGUCACAGCAGUUGUCAGCUGCCUGAUUAUCUUUCCUACGUCUGGUACAACAAUGGACAGGAAGUUGGAAGAAAAACAAAAUAUCUUCACGUUCAAGUCUUCUCUCCAACAGACAGCUAUCACUGUGAACAUGGGAGUAUCCGUUCUCCUCCAGUCUAUGCUCCAAAGCUUCCCUCUGUGUCAGUGAGUCCCUCUGGUCAGAUAGUGGAGGGCAGCUCAGUGACUCUGACCUGCAGCUCUGAUGCUAACCCAGAAGCUACUUGUAUCUGGUACAAGAAUCAAACAUUGAUUAAAGGAGCAGAGAGAAUUUAUCGCCUCAGUCCCAUCAGCUCUGAGGACAGAGGACUUUACGAGUGCAGCUGUCAGAAUGUCUACGGAACAACAACAACAACAUCUAAAUAUCUACAUGUCCAGUAUGCUCCAAAGUUUCCCUCUGUGUCAGUGACUCUGACCUGCAGCACUGAUGCUAACCCAGCAGCUAAUUACACCUGGUACAAGGACAAUGAAGACUCAGUAAAAGCAACAGGACACAUCUUCACCAUUACUGACAUCAGACCUGAACAUGGAGGACAUUAUUACUGUCAAGUCAAGAACACCAGAGGGAGCCAGAGCGCCAUGUUCAGGUUGAAUGUGACAGUUUCCACUGAAGUAUUAAAAACAGCAAUGACUGGAACAACCGCUGCUGUUUUGUUUGUCAUGGUACUUCUCACCAUCAUCUUUCUGAUGAGAAAAAAGAGGACCUCUGAGCAGCCAUCUGAGCCUGGAGAUAGAGCAAACCACAGUGAACAGUUGGAGGAACUGGUUGAGCCUCACCGUGGCAGCUUCCAGUUCGUGAAGAAGCAGACAGAUGGAAUCUAUUCCAACAUCCAGUCCGGUCCUCACAGAAACAUGAUGAAGCAAAGGGAGAACGAGGAGUGGAGUAUUGUUGAGUAUUCUGCUGUCAGGUUCAGAUCCAGGGGACAGGAAACUGUGGAGGAUCCAACUGCGUCGUACAAUGUGGUCAAAACACCCGCUCACUGACACACAAACCAGUGCUUGUGAAGCAUUUAAGUCCAGGUGUAAAUACUCCAAAGCUACAGCGUUGCAGACCUUCAUGGUCCCUACAGGAUGAAGUUCUCUGAUCUGUGUGAUCCCUGAUCACUUUGUGGAUUCCCUGAUCACUUUGUGGAUUCCCUGCACUAUCGCUUUCUCAUUAAGCCGAACAACUUAAAUAUGUAUCAAACAUUGUAUAACCAGCAGCAUCAUGCACAGUGGUAGUUAUCAGCGUGUUAUAACAUUUGGAUAAAAACCAUGUACAGUAUGUAAAGAUGACAUGACAGCCAAACUCAAGACACACCUUUUCUGAAUUGCCUUCUCCGUUUUUUUAGUGAUAAACU